Molecule: messenger RNA, 2304 nt
Organism: Penicillium bovifimosum
Lineage: Eukaryota; Fungi; Ascomycota; Eurotiomycetes; Eurotiales; Aspergillaceae
Product: RIX1/PELP1 family protein
Exons: 2
Coding region: 1-2304 (767 amino acids)
Biological process (GO): rRNA processing
Cellular component (GO): nucleus
Source: RefSeq, a predicted model, not a curated record
AUGACUUCUACAACUUUGCGUGCCAUCACACACCGCCUGACCACUACUCCGGUCGAGCAAUUGCCCUCGAUAGCCUCGUUCCUUGCGACUUCGUUGAGCGAUUGCGCCGAGCUGCUUUCAGCACCCCAAAAUCAAAAGUCUGGAAAGUCGGACUCCGAUAAUGCAGUACAGAUCCAUAAAUUGAAGACUAGACUGGCAAGUCUGUUGCAGGACCGCAGUGUGGAGGGAAGAUGGACCGCUGUCGUCCUGGUGAAAGCCACGGUCGAGGCUGGUCAAUGGGAAAUUCUGCGCGGUUACGAACCGAUCGUCCGCAGCCUGAUCAGUAUCCUGUCGAAACCUGAUCCAAUCUCCACAAGGAAAAUGUGUAUCAUCACACUUACUCGGAUAUUCCACCUCACAUACCAAUACCCAACACUCGUCCGGGAGAUCACAACCCCACAACUUCCGGCAUUUGUCACCGCUGCUUUGAACUUGGUUUCUAGCAUCACAAAAACCCCUUUGGGCUCAGUCCGAAAGCCGAGACCUAACACCCCGUUCAUGGAAAUUGUCUUGCAUGCCUUGCUGGAAUUGGUCCCAAGACAUGUUACCAUUUUCCGUCCGUUCAAUGGCCAGCUCCGGACUCUUCUCACCGAAGUCAUUGGCUCAUCUUCGCCUGCGUAUUUCCCGGAGCACGUGGUCGAUGCAGCUGAAGAACUGCUUGUCUCCCUCCACAAGUGCGCUCCCAAGGAUCAGGCUAGCGCUGGAUGGAAGGAUGAUUGCAAAUCGACAAUCUUGUCUAUCCACCGAACGAUAGACCAUGUUUUCCGGGCCGUCGUAGAGCAGUGGGAGUCUGUUGAUGCGGGUCUGGCGCACAUACGACCAAACUAUAGCGCGGAAAUCGGCGACCAUGCCGAGGAUGGCCUUGGACUUCCAGGCUGGAACGGACUUCACUCGGGUGUUGAUAGAUUGAUCGCACUUUUGAGGAUCCUCUCUGGAUUCAUCUCGAUGCCGACUGCAGUUGCAGUUGCUCUUCCGAUGGGCUCUAUCCUUGAUGUGACGUCCCGGUUGACUUCUGUGACCGUCCCGCCGAACGGCGCCGUGUCAUCUCAGUCUGGUAUCCAGUUCAACCAGGAAAUCAGCCGCGAUGAGCGAGAGGCACUUUGGAUGGAGCUACCUCGGAUCCACAUCGCCUGCAUGGAUCUGCUUUCCAGCGUUGUCGAUGUGCUGGGGACUAGCGCAACCGCGGUAACACAGACUAUCCUAGAGCAGGCUGUCUGGACCUUCAAGGGCGAAAAGUUCAACAGAGACCUGCGUUCCUCCGUCUAUAGCUUGCUCCGUUCUUUGGUGCCGGUGAGCGGACCUGCCAUGACCAAACAGAGCGUGGUGUCUCUGACCAACGUGCUACGCACUUGCUGCCAAGAUCUGCUACCGGAGACUGAGGAAUCUACGUCGACGGGCUCUGACCCUAAAGCAAAGUCGAAAGGUGGACAAGGGACAUCCAAUGCGGACGCCUUUUUCAACCCCAAUCUGCAGAAGUCUGGUCAAGCACAAAUGGGCUCCCCGGUUUUAGACCUUCAGAAAAAUGCCUCCGGACUCUUGCAGGUCGUGUUUACUUCUAUCCCUGCCGAGCUUGUCCCACCCUCCAUCAGAGCCGAAUUGGACCGCACUAUCAUUUUGACAUCCGACAAAGAUGCAAUGCUUGCUAGCGUGCUCAACCCUGUCCCAGCAAUCAAGGGCCGGGGAGCAGGCUCGAGCAUCAUCCCGUUCCUGGCUAGGCCUUACGCUGAUCAGAUGGAGGUGGAAGCCCUGAUCCGUCCCAGAAUGCCAGUUCUGAUGACCGCACCCGAACUUGAUGCCUACGUCGAUGAAGACGAAGAAGCAGAGGACGAGGAGAUGGGUGAUGAUUCAUACAAUGCGGCCCCAAAGCCUGUCGAGUUCCUGAAGCAACCUGUGUCGGCACCGUUGCAAGCGCCAGAGGAAGCUCAGACGAAGAUCGCUGCACCGGUGCCUACCUUCCAAAAGCGAACCUACACCGAGGAAACUACGUCUCAGGACCCAACACCCCCGAAGCAAGAGACCAAGAAGGCGCGCUUUGACGAUCUCGUCUCGAGCGCUUCCAGCCAGCAGCCUUUCAUUCAGCCGGCAGCUACAAUCACUCAGGCUGAGGCACCCAAAGUUACCACACAGCUGUCCACCACCUCUACAACCGUGAUCUCGCAGGCUACGGAGCAAGUUGAUGAUGAUAGCGGGGACGAAUUGCCCACUUUGAACAUCGACUCCGACACUGAUGAAGAGGAUGAUGAUGAUGUGGCGAUGGAAGGAUAG